AUGGCAUCAACCUUGUCGGACCUUCGUCCGGAGUACGACUAUGUCAUAGUUGGAGGAGGAACCGCCGGGUUAGUCGUCGCCAGCCGGUUGACAGAAGACCCGGCAGUGAGUGUUCUCGUUCUGGAGGCUGGAAGCAAUCGCCUCGAUGAUCCCCGUAUCGCUGCGCCUGCCCUGGCAGCCAGUACCUUCUCCGACCCCGAAUUCGACUGGUGUAUUACUAGCCCACCUCAGGAAGCACUGAACGGCCGAUGCAUCGCAGAGCCCCGCGGUCGCACACUAGGAGGCUCCUCCGCCAUCAAUCUGGGUAUGGUCAUCUACCCCAGCCGCAGCGAUUUCGAUUCGUGGGAACAACUGGGAAACCCUGGUUGGAACUGGGAGUCUCUGUCCAGCUACAUGCGAAAGUCGCAAACGUUCACUCCGCCGUCAGAUGAGGUUCGUGACCAGCUAUCGCUACAUUAUAUUGACCCGGCUGUGCAAGGCACCAGUGGGCCUAUGCACGUCUCUUUCGGCGAUGGACCCUUUCCAAGUUUUGUGACUGCCUGGCCUCGGACGUUUGAGACGCUGAACCACAAGGUGACUGGAGACCCAUUCUCGGGACGGGCCAAUGGCGGCUUCUGCAUCCCAGGCAGCAUCCAUGCAACCUCGCGAACGCGUAGUCAUGCGGGCGCCGCCUACUAUACUUCCGAUGUUGCUCAACGGCCAAACCUCCGAGUCGUCACCGAAGCUCUCGUGGAAAAGGUAUUGCUCAAAGAGACACAGGAUGGUGAAAAUGUAGCGACCGGUAUUCAAUUUAUCGGUAAUGAUGGCAUUCAGCGCACAGUAGCCGCUGGAGCAGAAGUUAUCAUUGCUGCGGGCACAAUCAAAACGCCGCAUCUUUUGGAGCUUUCCGGAAUCGGUGACGCCAGUCGCCUGCAGGAGCAUGGAAUUCAUACCUUCGUUGAUAACCCCAACGUUGGUGAGAAUUUGCAGGAGCAUGGCUUUGUCCCUUUCAGCUGGGAGGCUGCCGAUGGCCAAGUGACAGCAGAGGCGUUACGGAACCCCGACAUUGCUAAAGCCGCCAUGGAAGCAUGGCAAACCUCAGGCGCCGGGCCAUUGGGUCUCUGUUCGAUUUCCUCGGCAUUCAUGACUCUGCCCGAACUGCAAGAUGGUGAGCUACAGGGCCUUUUGGAGAAAUACCUGGACAAGGAAGUUCCGUCCAACUGGGCCGCGCAGUAUCGCAUCUUGCGGCAACUCCUUGAAGAUGUGGAUGAGCCAACAGGGCAGUACACGAUGGCGCCGUUCCAGGUUACCCCCGAGAAGGGUCCAAGCAUGAAAGGGAUUUUCGCCAUGACGGAGCCAGAGUGUUUUGUUAGUAUUGUCGCUGCGCUGAACAGGCCAUUCUCCCGAGGCUCGGUCCACCUGGCCUCAUCCGACCCGACAGCACUGCCGACCUUUGACCCACGCAUGCUGUCACACCCACUUGACCUAGAGCUACACGCUCGUCAUGUACAGUGGAUGGAGACGCUGGCAGCCACAGAGCCGAUGGCAUCUUUGAUCAAACUAAACGGACGUCGCUUGCAUCACUCAGAGCGCGUAUCGUCUUUAGAUACGGCGCGUGAGCUUACCCGGGACCGCAUCCUGGCUCACUAUCAUGUCACCGGAACAGCAGCUAUGAUGCCUCGGGAGAUUGGGGGUGUGGUAGAUGAGCGGCUGCGGGUGUAUGGAUGUCGAAAUAUGCGCGUGGUGGACGCCAGUGUGAUCCCAUUGAUUCCUCGCGGCAACAUCCAGACGACGGUAUAUGCUGUAGCAGAGAAGGCAGCCGACAUCAUCAAGGAGGAUAGACUAGCCUAG
Aspergillus sclerotioniger CBS 115572 is the source of this 1830-nucleotide messenger RNA. Its product is annotated as GMC family oxidoreductase. The transcript is spliced from 2 exons. Gene Ontology annotation, molecular function: flavin adenine dinucleotide binding; oxidoreductase activity, acting on CH-OH group of donors. The coding region runs from base 1 to 1830 and encodes 609 amino acids. The record is from RefSeq and is a predicted model, not a curated record. NCBI's taxonomy places the organism in Eukaryota, Fungi, Ascomycota, Eurotiomycetes, Eurotiales, Aspergillaceae.